This is a messenger RNA of Brassica napus (rape), 721 nucleotides long. RefSeq names its product cyclin-dependent kinase inhibitor 3-like. Gene Ontology annotation, biological process: negative regulation of cyclin-dependent protein serine/threonine kinase activity. Bases 223 to 576 code for a protein of 117 amino acids. Gene Ontology annotation, molecular function: cyclin-dependent protein serine/threonine kinase inhibitor activity. NCBI's taxonomy places the organism in Eukaryota, Viridiplantae, Streptophyta, Magnoliopsida, Brassicales, Brassicaceae. The record is from RefSeq and is a predicted model, not a curated record. The transcript has a single exon.
UAAAUCCCGUGUUUUUUUUCUUCGCCCCUACAGAACCCAUGUCGAUUAGGUUUUCUAAAUUGCUCUUCCAUCUUCUUCCUUAGAGUAGGAAAUGUUACCAGUUACCAAAUUAUCAUCUUAAACCCUCCAUUACUCUCUCACACAUGAUCUAUAUUCAAUGUGAUUUCUGGAUCUGAGGCGGUGGAGAUUCAUCUAUAAAAAGAUCCGAAAAUCAGUCUGAAAAUGGGCAAAUACAUGAAGAAAUCGAAGAUUACCAACAACAAUACGGAGCCCACCGAGCCAACUUUCCUGGGAGUUCGCACCAGGGACGCUAAAACCCUAGCUCUGAAGCGGCUCAAUUCCUCCGCCUCUGAUUCCGCUCUAGCUGGAGACUCUUCUUUCUACCUUCAGCUCCACAGCCGCCGCCUCGAGAAACCCCCGGCGCUGACGGAGCCGAAACAGCCACCGAGAAUUAAGGAGCCUGGCUCGAAGGGUCGGGUUAGCUCCGGUUUGGGUUCGGUUCAUGUAGCUCAGAGCUGUAACGGAGAUGAUUGGUUUGGGAAGUCUGAAGCUUUUUUGUGGAGAGAACAGUCCUGAUUUUCAAUCGAUACAAAGGUUCGUGAUUUCGUGCCCUAGCGAUUCAUCUUCUUACCAAUUCGAUGAAACCCACUUUGUUUUUUUUUUGGUCUUAUUGAAAUAUGUUUAGUUUGAGUUUGAAUCAAGACCCCAGUUCGUGUUUUGU